CCUUACAAAAUAUACACUUAUUAUCACAAUAUGACACAUAUUAUUGUAAGAACAACGACAAAAAACAAUAGUUAAUAAGUUACUGUGUACAUAAGUGUGACGAAUAAAAACGAAUAUAUCCGAAUUUAACCGAAAAUUAUCAUCACCGUAGGAUCAGCCACAAGAAAUAAAUUUGUAGCAUUCAUCAGCAUUCACACUUAAGUUUUCGCUACACUUUGUUGCUUUAUACUAUACAACAAUACAGUUCACAAGUGUACAUACACGAUAAAAUAUAUACAUAUAUAUAUAUAUAUAUAUAGAUACAUAGCUGCGUUGAUACAUAUUUCGUAUAUUAACACGAUUAUAUCAAUACUAAUUAUUAAUCUAUAAAUCAAUAUAAUUUUAUAAAAUUAAAAUAAUUAAAUAAUUUCUGUUUCAUUGAUCAGCAUCCGUUCAAUUUGGAUUGGAUUUUUAGUCGUUGAAAAUAAAAAAGGAGAUAAUACGACAUUAAUAAUGGCUGGUGAACAGCAACAAUUUUUUCUCAAGUGGAAUGAUUUUCAAUCUAAUAUGGUAUCGUCGUUUAAGCAUUUGCGAGAUGAAAAAAGUUUUACAGAUGUAACAUUAGCAUGUGAUGGGCAAACUUGUAGAGCGCAUAAGAUGGUACUAUCAGCAUGUAGUCCUUACUUUAAAUCUUUACUUGAGGAAAAUCCGUCCAAGCAUCCGAUAAUUAUACUGAAAGACGUAGCUUACAAUCACUUACAAGCUAUUCUUGAAUUUAUGUAUGCCGGAGAGGUGAAUGUUUCUCAGGACCAAUUACCAGCAUUUUUAAAGACGGCCGAUCGACUUAAAGUUAAGGGACUAGCUGAAGCGCCUGGUGCCAUUAAAAGGGAGGGCUAAAACUGCCAAUAUUUAGUUAUGAUGUUAUUAGAAGAGUGCGAAGUGAAAAAGUGUAAUGAAUGAAUAUACAAACGAAGUGAUUGGAUAAAUAAAUUGGAGCGCAAAAACAUACAUAGACACAAUACACAUAAACGUUAAUAACAUCACCUUUGAUUCAAAAAAAAAAAAAUCAGUAAAAUAAUAAACAUUAAAACUAUAAUAAUUUCAUAUUCUUAAUUUUAUUCAUUUUAUUAAAUUUUUUUUUCCAUUUAUUUUAUUAAAGAUUGAACCAGAAAUCAUUGUUGAUAUAUUUAAUUUUAAAGUAAUGACUGAAAAUAAAAAAUAAAAUAAAAAUGUUAUUGAAUUAAAGGUGAAAUAAUCAACAUUAAUACACCAAUUAUAUUUUUUAUUAAGGAAAGUGCUAAAAAAAAAGUGAAGAAAUUAAAUAAUAAAUAAGCAGGUCAUCAUAGUUUUAUAUAAAACCAUGACCGUGGACAUUUGUGAAUCAGUACAAAAAAUAAUCGUUAAUAUAUUAAUUGAUCAAUUAUGAUAACUAAAAUUUGAAUUAAUAAUGAAACAAAGGCCUGAUAAAUAUUUUAUUUGCUUACUCAACUAAUUAUUUAAAGGCAUUGUGUAUAUUCUGAAAGCCCUAUAUAUUUGUUUAAUAUCAAUUAAUAUAAGUAUAUAAAAUAAUCAUUUAAUAAUAAUAAUUAAUAGAUUUACAAAAGUCCCGGCCAUCAGAUCAAAAGGUAUUUAGUCAAGUUUACUAGAAGUGUUUAGUUAGUUUUUAUUUUAUUUUCAUUCUUUAUUCAUUACUCAAAUGUUUCAUUAUUUCCAAAUAGUUUGAAAUUUUAUUUUAUUAUAUAAAUAUAAAAUAAAAAUAAAAAAAAAUACAUUAAUUAAUUUUUUUAUUAAUGUCGAAGUGAUAAAACAAUAUUAAUAUUAAUAAAUACUUCUAGUAAUCAUGAUUUACCUUAACCAAAUACUGCCAGGACUGUACCGGCGUAUUUACAUUAUUACCGAUAGACCAAAUUUAUUUAUGAUAAUAAUAUAUUAAAGGUUGUUUAUCCUAUGCCGUGGGAAGUUUUAUGUAACAUUAACUGAGGAACAAAAAAAAUUGUUUUUUAAUGCCAGAAUACACAGUUCUUUUAAUCAUAUUUAGAGCACAAAUAUUGUCAGUAAAUAAUUCUAAUGAUAAAGAAAAAUAAAUAAAAAUUAUUAAGAUUAAAUGUAGUUUAAAAUGGAAAAAAGAAAGGAGCUCAUUUAUAAGUAUUUCAUCGUAUAAAAAAUCAUCACAAUUUAAACAUUCAUUAUUUCCAAUCACAAGGUGUAAUUUAUCAGAUUUAUUUUUGGAAAUCAUGUUAGGUGCGUUAUUACAUUUCUUCAAUUUAAAAUAUAAAUCAUAUAAUUAUCUUCCAGAUAAACUUUUUUUUUCUCUAUCAAAAAUAAAAAUUUUUUUCAUUGAAUAUCAGAGAUCAUUUUACUGCGAUAAUUUAUUAUUAUUUUUUAAAAAUAAUCUGGCAACUUUAUGCUUUAUCACGCACAAUAAUAAAUCAACUUUUUCGAUUAAAUUUUUCGAAAUUGAAAUAUAGCGAUUGUAGAUUUGAUUUCUAUUUUUAUUAAAAUAUAGUCUUCAUACUGGGUCAAUUUAGCGAUUACUUUUUUUACAGCAUCAAUUAAAUAGAUUUUAAUUAAUUAAUAUUUCUAUAAUUGAUGAAUGUUUUGUCUUCAUAAUAUAAAAACUAAUAAAAUCGUAUAUAUUUCAACAAUGGAUAAAACAAAAUUAUAAUUAAAUUCUAAUACAAUUAUUUUUUUAGGUGUCCAAAUUUAUAUGACUUGAUUUAUUAUUAUUUUCGUAUAAAAAAUAGUAUAGCAUAAUAGUAUUAGAGUGCUUUAAAAAAGUCGACUAUUUAUUUUUUUUUUUCGUUGAUACACCUAAAUAUUGUUGUACACAUCGAAAAAAAAAAUUCCCUCAACGUUUAAGCCCUUAAUAUUAUUUUUAAGUACUUCCUUUUUCAUUUAAAAUUUUUUCGAUUUAAAUAACAUGUCAAUAAAAUAACUUUUUUUUUUUAAUUGCUAUUCUAUCACUUAGCCGGACUUCAAGCUAUCGUUUUGAAACCAGAUUUUAUUUGUAAAGUAUUUUUUGCUUCUUCAAAGUGUAUGAAACGAUUUUGCUCUAACUCAAUCCAUAUCGAUUGUAUCAGCUCCGAAAGUCAAUUUUUUCACUUUUUUCAUAUAUUUUUGUUAAUAGUGAAAAAACGGAUCAUCUUACGAAAAAUAUGUAUUAGAUCAAUCUUUCAGGAAAUUUUAUCCUCUACAAAAUUGCUUACACUUAUAUUGAUAAAGUGUAUUGUUCAUAAAAUACAAGCAGUAGAAAAUUUUACAGUUAAAAACAUUUGUAAGCUUAAUAAAGUAUUUUUUUUUAAAUGUAAAAUGUUCAACUGCUUGUAUCUUAUAAACUGUACACUUUAGCAAUAUAAGUGUAACAAACCAGUUUGUAGACGAUAAAAUUUUCUAAAAGAUUGGUCCUACGUAAAUUUUUCAUUACAUCAGCCGUUUUUUCCCAAUUGACAAAAAUAUGUAAAAAGAAAAGAAAAACUUGACUUUCGGAGCUGAUACAAUCAACAUGGAUUAAGUGAGAGCAAAAUCGUUUUAUAGACUUUCAAAAAACAACAAAUACUCACAAAUAAAAACUGAUUUUAAAACGAUAGCGUAAAAUCCGACUGUUAUAGCAAUUUUAUUCAAUUUACAUGCUUUUUAAAUGGGAAAAAUAAAAAAUGAAAAAGGGAGUACUUAAAAUUAAUAUUAAAGGCUCAAACUUUAAGCGAAUUUUUUUUUCGAUGUGUACAAUAAUAUUUAGAUAUCUCAGCGAAAAAUAAAAAUAGUCGAUUUUCUUAGAGUACUCUAAUGUGUAUGCAAAAUUAGUUUAAUUAUGUGAUCUCUGAUAGUGGUUUAAAAUUAUCAAAAUAAGAAAAAAAAUACAUAGUAAUAAAGACAAUUAAAAAAACUGAUUAAAUAUAAGGAUGAAAGCGCUGAUUACAAUUAUGAAACAAAUAAAUUGGCUAUUUAAAUAAUUGGUAAUAUUUCUCGAUGUUCUUCCUUUGUUAUUGUAAUUCAAUUUCUUUCCGUGACUAAAUAGGAAUAUUCUUCUUAUAAAUAAGUCUAAUGAGUCUUUAUUUACUUGACAUUGUUUAGAAUUUAAUUUUCUCUACAAAUAAUAUGACUCGAUGAUGAUAAUAUGAAGAUGUUGACGUAUAAAAUAAAUUGUGUAAAUAAAAAAAAAAAAAAUUAAUGUUGUUUUUUAUUUAAAUUUGUAUAAAUUAUUUUUGAAUCGUCUAUUGUGAGACAAAGGAUGGAACAAGACGAUUUCAGGUGUAGGUGAGUUGGUUGUUCGAGCCGAAGACGAAAUGAAAUGCCAGGGAUUAAAUAAAGUUAGUUAAUUUAACGGGAUUAAUUAUGAUUUUUAUCUAAAAUAUUAUUAAACCCACGGAACGGAACUUCGAUUAAAUAAAUAUAUUAUUAUAAAAAUAUUAAUGACAAUUCCCGAAUAAGAAAAUUCAUUGAAAAAGCGUUGACUAUUCUAAACUUCAAAACGUGAAAAAAUUAUUGUUCUGAUCGAGAAAGUUAAAAAACGAUCAACUUUUUAAAGUGAAUCGCCUGUUAUUUUAAGAAUAUUAAAAUCAAACUAUCCCAACAAACGAAAAAGAAUUGGAUCGGAUUGAAAAUUAUAAGUUUCAGUUCAAAAUCACAUAAUUUCGGAUUGGAGUUUAAAUUUUCUAAUGCGUUUUAAUCCGAUCCAAUUCGAUCACUUUUUUCAAUCCGUCUCAAUUGUUUUUUUCGAAUUCAGGUUAGGAGACUUCAAUCCAAUCGUAUUCGACGACUGGUAUCUAUUCGUAUCAUUAUCGAUAAUUAUUUUCUAUCCGCGUUAAUACGUUUUAGUGCACUUAAUUUACUCUUAAGCGUUGUAGGGGGAAAUUAACUACUGGAUUUUUUUUUAUUGAUAAUAUGUAAAAAAUUCCGUAGAUCACGAAAAUAAUAAUAAGAAAGCUCAAUUCGGCCGCGUUUUUUUAAUAAAUAAGAAAAUAACAAUAGGGAAGCCGAGACACCGUGAAUUUUCAUUAAAAAACUUCUGUCUAUUGAUGUAAAACCUUAUGAUGACUGGUAUUAAAAUAAAGGGCGAUAAAUUCUGAAUAAGAAAUGUCAAAUAUCAAUCUCCUGGGGCUUAUUAUGUUCGCGAAAAAAAUUAAUUAAAAA
Microplitis demolitor is the source of this 5109-nucleotide messenger RNA. RefSeq names its product longitudinals lacking protein-like (gene lolal). Bases 493 to 876 code for a protein of 127 amino acids. NCBI's taxonomy places the organism in Eukaryota, Metazoa, Arthropoda, Insecta, Hymenoptera, Braconidae. The transcript has 4 exons. The record is from RefSeq and is a predicted model, not a curated record. Gene Ontology annotation, molecular function: protein binding. Gene Ontology annotation, cellular component: nucleus. Gene Ontology annotation, biological process: regulation of transcription by RNA polymerase II.